Molecule: messenger RNA, 1260 nt
Organism: Culex pipiens pallens (northern house mosquito)
Lineage: Eukaryota; Metazoa; Arthropoda; Insecta; Diptera; Culicidae
Exons: 2
Coding region: 367-1227 (286 amino acids)
Source: RefSeq, a predicted model, not a curated record
AAUUCCUUUGCUCUACUAAUGAACAGCUGUUCUUUUCUGGUAGCACACAGCAUAAUUUGUAAUCGAUUUUGGUAAAACCUAUUUUUUGAAGAUGAUUAAACACAAAGCAUUGAAAGAAAUGGUAAAGGCAUUUCCAAAGUUAACCCAGCUGAUCAGUUGAGUGAAGUGUUGCGAAAGAAUAUUCUUUUAAGUCCACUAACGAUGUGCAAAUAAGCUGAGAAAUUUCUUCUUAUUGCUUCUUCAACUAGUGAGAUAGAUAAUGUCUUUGAAAUGACAUUGAGGACAGUAUAAAAGAUUUAUCCGAAACACUCCACAGUAUCAGUUGUUUCCUGCAGUUUGAACACGAAGAACCUGAACGGAAUAGCAAUGAAUCGUUGGCUGACCGUAGUUUUCCUGGUGGCUUCCGUUGGAGGAGCCUUCUCGCUGUACACUGCCGUUUCGGUAGGUUCUGGAGGACUAGCCAGCGUAGCUACUAAUCUGAAAUCGUUGUCAGUCGUGCUGAACAACUACUACACCGCCCUCAACAAUGGAAGGACCUUGGUGAACGCUACUUUGAACGAUCUGGGAUAUUAUGUGGAUGUCACGUAUGCUGGAUUGAACAAAGCCUACGGAGCUAGCCAAAUGAGCUUGUCAGGAUUUUUGUCGACUGUUCAGUACUUCAACCAGUCCUUGCAAACCGGAGAACAGAUGGUCAACAUGCAGAUAUCUACGGACCUGUCCCAACUUACCAGCACGCUCCAGCAAGCGAUUGACACGAUCAUCCAAACCUACUCAUCCUCGUUGUACACGCUGAGCUCUUCCAUGGACGGAAUGUUCAACAUGGACAUUUGUGUGGCCAAAAAUGUGACUCAGAUGAUCAACAUUCCCAGCUCUAUCGGCAAAUUGGGUGCAUGCCUUCAACAAGAGGUCAACACCGCCAAUGCAAUCACCCCAAUCAUUGUGUCCACCAUAAAUAUGUUCAAGAAUGAUCUUAAGGCACUCAAUGCUCAGCUGCAAAUCUGCCAGCCCACAUCCAACUCGUGUAUCGAUCAGUACUUUAUGAACAUUUACUCGGAAAUGAGCACGAUUCAGAGUGCUUUGAGCAUGGUGCAACAAUUUAUCAGUUCUGCCCAACAAGACGCUUCAACGCGUAACCGAAUCUGCUCUAAUCUGGUCACCGGUGACAUUCAGGACGCGAUUCAGAACAUUCAAUCGGCGGUUAGCAGCUGUUCAUACCCAAUGUAUUAAAUUUGAGGCGCUUGAAAUGGAAAAUGUUCGUGU